Tachyglossus aculeatus (Australian echidna) is the source of this 6203-nucleotide messenger RNA. It is a transcript of the gene MYO1A, whose product is annotated as myosin IA. The record is from RefSeq and is a predicted model, not a curated record. The coding region runs from base 1951 to 5094 and encodes 1047 amino acids. Gene Ontology annotation, biological process: vesicle transport along actin filament; sensory perception of sound; actin filament organization. Gene Ontology annotation, molecular function: ATP binding; microfilament motor activity; actin filament binding. Gene Ontology annotation, cellular component: cytoplasm; plasma membrane; actin cytoskeleton. The transcript has 28 exons. Lineage: Eukaryota; Metazoa; Chordata; Mammalia; Monotremata; Tachyglossidae.
AGUCAGGAUGGAAGCCAAGACCAGCCCGGGGGCAGCAGGGAGGGUGGCAGCUUCCGGCCCACUUGGUCUGACUGGUGACUGUCGGUGACUGGGCCUAAUCCCAGUGCAGUGGGAGCCAUGAACUCACCCUGAGCACAUCCCAGGGAAGUGGUGGACCAUUGAAACCAGAAUGUCUGGGCUGGGGACCCCUGCCAUGUCUGUUGGCUCUCCCUGCUGUCUGGCCGGCAACUAGAAACUGCACAGCCAGGGCUGGUCAGAGCCUGGCUGGCUCCGUCAGUCACACUGGACGUCGAGUGGACCUGAGUGCGGUCAGCACCCCUCUUGUGCUUGCUGGUCAGCCCGCCACCUCCUUGAAGGGCCAUCUCCCAGCUGCAGCCACUCUUCUCACCGCCCCCGCGUCUGCCUACAGAUAGGGCCGGGCAGGUCAAGGGGAUGUUUCAUGCAGUCCCCCGCGCUGCUCUCGUCUUCCUGGGCAGGGACACAGAGAGUUGUCUCAUCUUGCCAGCACCGAUCAUUUCCCUCCAGUCACUGGCUGUGGGAGGAAGGGCAGGGGUCGGGAGGAGUAGUUCGCUGCUGCUGCUGCCAACCCACUCCCAGGACAGUGGGAUUCUGAUGCUGUGUGGGGUGACACUGGCCCGAGCCCCAGCCCCCAACUUGGGGGACCUGGGAUGUUCACAUGUCCUCUCUGCGCUGCCUGGGAGGGUGGAUUUCUGAGUCGGAGGAAGCUGGGUGGGGGCCGUGACCAAGCUUCCCAAGGAGGGGUUGCCCAAGCUCUAACCCCAGCUAGCCUUCCUGGUUCCAGAAGCCAGUGCAGGGUCAGGGGCUUCCUGAAGGAGAGGGGGCUCAGCAGGCCAGCGGCUACAGUCACAAUUGCAAUAAAGUUUUGUAAACCAGCAGGAGCCUGAGGCUCGGUUUCUUCACUGGAUGCAUGCCUCUGUCCACAGCCCUGACUGGGGGCACAGUCCUCUGGGGAAGGGCUUUGGGCAAAGACUUUCCCUGCCCUCCAGGAGCUGGCAGUCUGGUUAGAAGACAAUGUGUGUGCCUACAAACACAUGCUCUGGCUGUGCAGAGGCAGAGACAGGAGGAAACAAGAUCCUGACCUCGAGGGGCUACCUGUCUGGUGAAGGGCAGGAAGUGUGCGUAUCCAUGUAUUGUGCUGGGGAGCAGUGGGAGGGGACAGAUGCAAGAGCAAGAGAGGCUACCUGGGAGAGAAAGUGUGUGCGUGCGCACACACACAGAUGGCUGAUAAGGUCUCAGCCCAGGCUGGGAGGGCAUCCAGGAGGAAAGGGAUCUAGGGGUGCUGGCUGGCUGGCUGGGGAAAUAGGAGAUAAGACUCCCAAGGCUGGGGGAUGCGAGGUCCCACCGCUGCUAUUGCUGCCGCCAUGGCCCCUAUUUGCGAUUGUCUAUGGGGUGGGACUGGGGUGCAGAUGUGGCCUUGCCUCCUGUGGUCUCCCCACCCUCAUGAACCUCACUCUGUUCUUCCUUGGGAUGGGGAGGCUUUGGUUCUGCUCCAGCCCCCAAAGAGCAGCCUGGUGACCAUGCCAGUCCCCAUAGACUAACUGAUCCGAUCGCAGCUCUGGCUGGUACUACCCUUCCCUGGGACUUCUGCCCCCUGCUCCCCUGUUUAGUGUCAGGCUGGGCUCUUCCCUGUGCCAAGGAGGGACCACACCUCUGGGAGCAGGGAGCAGCCUCUGUCUGGACUUUGUCCUCUCCGGGUGCUCUGCUCUGCUCAGCCAGCACUAGGGCAGUGGCCACCAGAGCCAGAAGGAGCAGGAAACUACAGCCAGGCUCCCUAGGGUCAGAGGAAGUGGGCCCGGCCCAGCAUCAGACCCCAGAAAUCAUCCUGCUGUGCCAUGAGCAGCUCCCGCUGACCGCUCUCUGCUGACCACUGACCUGGGCCCUGGGAGACCAAGCUUCAACACCGCACCUGCCUGGGAAGAGUUCUCCGAGAUGGCGGCCAGUCUAUCGCUGCUGGAAGACAUGGUGGGGGUCGGUGACCUGGUCCUGCUGGACCCCCUGACUGAGGAGUCUCUGCUCAGCAACCUACAGGAGAGAUUCAAGCAUGGAGAGAUCUAUACAUACAUCGGGAACGUGGUGGUGUCGGUGAACCCGUACCAGACUCUGCCCAUCUAUGGCCCUGAGCACGUGACUGAGUAUCGCGAUUACAACUUCUACGAGCUGAAGCCGCACAUCUACGCUGUGGCCAACGAAGCUUACGAGUCGUUACGGGAUCGGGACCGAGACCAGUGCAUCCUCAUCACCGGGGAGAGCGGGGCCGGCAAGACCGAGGCCAGCAAGCUGGUGAUGUCGUUCGUGGCGGCCGUGUGCGGUCAGGGGGCCGAGGUGAACGGGGUGAAAGAGCAGCUGCUGCAGUCCAACCCCGUACUCGAGGCUUUUGGCAACGCCAAGACCAUCCGCAACGACAACUCCUCCAGAUUUGGCAAGUACAUGGACAUUGAGUUCGACUUCAAGGGAGCUCCGCUGGGAGGUGUCAUCACAAACUACUUGUUGGAGAAAUCUCGAGUGAUCAAGCACACGAAGGGCGAAAGAAACUUUCACAUCUUCUACCAGAUGCUGGCCGGAGCGGACGCCUCACUGCUGAAGACCCUGAAACUGGAGCGGGACAGCAGCGCCUACAACUACCUGAACUACGAGGGGCCUGGCGUGGCCGGGGUGGACGAUGCAGCGUGCUUCGCGGUCGUGCAGCAGGCCAUGGGGGCGAUCGGAAUGUCGGCGGCCGAGGUGCAGCAGGUGCUGGAGGUGGCCGCUGUGGUGCUGAAGCUGGGCAACGUGGCCCUGAGGGAGAACUUCGAGGCCAGCGGGAUGGCGGCCAGCAGCGUCCGUGACGGCACAGGACUCCAGGAGAUUGGGUCACUGCUGAGCCUAGCACCACAGGUGCUGGAGAAAGCGCUCUGCUUCCGGUCCGUGGAGACCAACAGGGAGACGGUGGUGACCUCCCUGACCGUGGCCCAGGCCCUCUAUGCUCGGGACGCCCUGGCCAAGAACAUUUACAGCCGCCUCUUCGACUGGGUGGUGGCCCGCAUUAACAAGAGCAUCAAGGUGGGCAGUGCAGAGAAAAGGAAGGUGAUGGGUGUCCUGGACAUCUACGGCUUUGAAAUCUUGAAGGACAACAGCUUCGAGCAGUUUGUGAUUAAUUACUGUAACGAGAAGCUGCAGCAGGCCUUUAUCGCAAUGACCCUGAAGGAAGAACAGGAGGAGUACGUGAGAGAGGGUAUCCCCUGGACUCCAGUGGACUACUUUGACAAUGCCAUCAUCUGCAACCUCAUCGAGAAUGGGCAGAAGGGCAUCUUGGCCAUGCUGGAUGAAGAGUGCCUGCGGCCAGGGUCAGUCAGCGAUGCCACCUUCCUGGCCAAACUCAACCAGCUGUUCCCCGCCCAUGGCCACUACGAAAGCCGUGUCACCCAGAACGCCCGCCGGGUGCAGGACCCCAGCCUACCCCUCAGCUCCUUCCGCAUUCACCACUACGCGGGCAAGGUGACAUACAACGUGGCUGGUUUUGUGGACAAGAACAAUGACCUGCUGUUCCGUGACCUGUCCCAAGCUAUGUGGAGGGCCCAGCACCCCCUGCUGCAGGGGAUGUUCCCCGAAGGGGACCCCAAGUGCCUCUCCCGCAAGCGCCCCCCUACAGCUGGCUCCCAGUUCAAGGUGUCCGUGGCCACCCUCAUGAAGAACCUGUACAGCAAGAACCCCAACUAUAUCAGGUGCAUCAAACCCAACGAGCAGAAGAAGCCCCGUGUCUUCUCAGAGCAACUGGUUGGGGCGCAGGCGCGCUACCUGGGGCUGCUGGAGAAUGUCCGUGUGCGGCGGGCCGGCUACGCCUUCCGCCAGCUCUACGGCCCCUUCCUACAACGCUACAAGAUGCUCAGCAGAGCCACCUGGCCCCGCUGGACCGGCCACCCCCGGGACGGGGUGGAAAUGCUGCUGGAGGAGCUGAGUUUGCCUCCGGACGAAACCGCCCUCGGGCGGACCAAAGUCUUCAUCCGCAGCCCCAAAACUCUCUUUCAUCUGGAGGAACGGCGUCGCUGGCGUUUGCAUGACCUGGCCACGCUGAUCCAGGCAGCCUUCCGAGCCUGGCGCUGCCGCACCCACUACCAGCUCAUGCGGAAGAGUCAAAUUCUCAUCUCGUCCUGGUACCGUGGCAACGCGCAAAAGAGACGCUAUGGGCAGAUGCGGGCCCUCACCAUACGGAUCCAAGCAUUCGUGCGAGGCUGGAAGGCUCGCAAGGAAUUUCGGAAAUACUUCCGCGCUGGGGCCUCCUUCACCCUGGCCAACUUCAUCUAUCGGAGAAUCGUGCAGAAAUACCUGAUGGGGCUCCAGCGGCCCCUUCCCUCCACCAAGGUGACUGACAACCAGUGGCCCCCGGUUCCCUACACCUUUCUCAAGGCCGCUGAUCAGGAACUGCGGAGAAUAUUCCAUCUGUGGCGGUGCAAGAAAUACCGGGACCAGCUCUCCCCGCAGCAGAAGAUGGUCCUGCAAGAGAAGCUGAGUGCCAGUCUGCUGUUCAAGGACAAGAAGGCGCUUUACCCCCAGAGCGUCCGCCAGCCCUUCCGUGGGGAUUACCUGGGGCUGCAGCAGCGCCCCAAGUUGCAGCGUAUAAAAGGGGCAACCCCCGGGUCUGUGCUGGUGGCUGAAACAGUGAGGAAGGUCAAUCGCAGGAGCGGCAAGCUGUCUCCACGGAUCCUACUGCUAACGAAGAGCCAUGUGAUCCUGGUCGACGCCAAGGGCUCUCAGCCCAAGAUCGUCAUCAGCCUGGAGGACGUGGCCGGAGUCUCACUCAGCAGCUACAACGACGGGCUCUUCGGCCUGCACCUCAGUGAGAUGUCAACCGCGUCCUCCAAGGGGGAUCUCCUGUUGGUCAGCGACCACCUAAUCGAGCUCCUGACCCGGCUGCACGGCGCCAUACGGGGCACCACCCAACGGGAGCUACCAUUCACUGUGGCGGAAGAGUUUUCCAUGCGGUUCAAAGCCGGCGCUAAAGUGAAGGUGAGCGUUGUCCAGCACGCCAAGGGGCCAGCUGGCAGCCUAAGCUGCAAGAUGAAAGGGAGCCACCGGUUGGAGGUGACGGUGUCCUGAGCCGGGCCCGGCCCGGUCCACCCUGCACACGGCGGCCCAGUGCGGUGGGGAACCCCUCAGUCUCCUUCCUCCAUCCCUCCCUCCCUUCCUCGCCCACCCAUGCUCCCCUUUCUCGACGCCCAGGCUCCUAGCCUCCCUCCCGGUCCCCCGGGCCCGCUGCCUCCCGGUCCCUCGGCCUGCUGCCUCCCUGCCAGGCUAAGCGAGUGGCUUGGACUCCCCGCGGCGAUUCCAGGUCCCAGGAAGGGGGCGAAGGGGGAGAAUCCGGCCGAGGCUGGGGGCGUUAAUUAGCCUCCGGCCCCCCUCGACCGCCUGCGCCUCGGUGGGGUGAGGGGUUGGGGGACCCAGGUGGCUGGCGGGCUGAGUCACUAAAGGCGUGAAGGGGAAAUUGGGGCGACUCCCCCCGCCCAGGGACGCCCCCGCCUCUCCCAAUUGGAGCGGGGAAGGCGAAGGAUCCAAGGACCCAGGUGUUGUGGGUGGGGGUGGGCUAGAGAAGGGGCGCGUGUCCUGACCCCCCCCCCCCAACUCAGGGAUUCAGGGGCCGGUGGGGUGCGGAGUCCCCUGGCAGGCACACGCCCGACCAGAUCGAUGCCAAACAAUUACAUCCCUCUCAUCAGCUCCCCACAGCUGGGCCCCUCUGAGGAGGGGAGGGGGGUCCGCUCUGCCUCCCCGCUGAGGGAGGGGGUGUACGCUCCGGCCCCCCACUCCUCCCCGCCCCGCGUCGUCCCAGCCGUUGCCCCUGUCCCCGGUUGGGGCGCGGGGACCCCGGGGACCCUGCCUGGGGUCUGGGUGUUGGCGCGCUCCGCGGGGAGGAGGAGGAGGAGGAGGAGGAGGCCGGGGCCCCGAGCCGGCCCGGCCCAUCUGCAGGCGACGCACGCGGAGCCGGGCGGGAGGUGAUUAAUUCUCUCGCCGCUGCAAAAGGAAGCCCGUUCUGUCCUCCCUUCAGCUGGAGGGCGAGGCGGCGGUCCUGGAGGAGGGCCGCGCACCGCGGGCGGGCCCCCGCCCCACCCCCCAACCGGGGCCUCGGCAGUCCCGACCCUUAGUCCCGGACUCAUCAGGCACCAGAGACUCGACCCCGACGCCCUCCCUCCUCCCCUCGCCCGCCCACCCAC